GCGACGGCGGCGACUGGCGGUGGGGCGGGGGCGGGGAUUUAAGAUUGUGAGGUAGGGAAUCGCGAGUUUCUGGAUUCUUUAUCCGGUAUUUUAAGUGCCGCUGGGAAGCUGUCGUUUCUGCAGUGUUUAGAGGAGGCCGGGGCGGGAGGAGCGGCGGCCGCCGUGGCGCGGAGAAUAAGAAAGUCUGAGUUUUGCGAAAAAAUCAGAAAAGAACUAAGAAGAUAGUCGACAAGAACUUUCCGAUUUGCAUAAUAUUUCCUUCAUGGAUACAUUUUCAUAGCAUUAUUAUGUGAUGUGAGAAGUUUUUUUUUUUUGUUUUGUUUUGUUUUUUUGAAGUAACAUGGAUUUUAUACUACAGAAUCAAGAGAUUGGCUUUAUAGGAAAAAUUGAUUUAUAAAGAGUGGUACAGGUUUUUAUAGAUAACCAUGACAACAUCCCAUAUGAAUGGGCAUGUUACUGAGGAGUCAGACAACGGAGUAAAAAAUGUUGAUCUUGCAUCACCAGAGGAACAUCAGAAGCACCGAGAGAUGGCUGUUGACUGCCCUGGAGAUUUGGGCACCAGGAUGAUGCCAGUGCGGCGAAGUGCACAGCUGGAACGUAUUCGGCAACAACAGGAGGACAUGAGGCGUAGGCGAGAGGAAGAAGGGAAAAAACAAGAACUUGACCUUAAUUCUUCCAUGAGACUUAAGAAACUAGCCCAGAUUCCUCCAAAAACUGGAAUAGAUAACCCUAUAUUUGAUACAGAGGAAGGAAUUGUCUUAGAAAGUCCUCAUUAUGCUGUGAAAAUAUUAGAAGUGGAAGACUUGUUUUCUUCACUUAAACAUAUCCAACAUACCUUGGUAGAUUCUCAGAGCCAGGAGGAUAUUUCACUGCUUUUACAACUUGUACAAAAUAAAGAUUUCCAGAAUGCGUUUAAGAUACACAAUGCUGUCACAGUACACAUGAACAAGGCCAGUCCUCCAUUUCCUCUUAUCUCCAAUGCACAAGAUCUUGCGCAGGAGGUACAAACUGUUUUGAAGCCAGUUCACCAGAAGGAAGGACAAGAAUUAACUGCUCUGCUGAGUGCUCCACAUAUUCAGGCACUUUUACUGGCCCAUGAUAAGGUCGCUGAGCAGGAAAUGCAGCUAGAGCCUAUUACAGAUGAGAAAGUUUAUGAAAGCGUUGGCCAAUAUGGAGGAGAAACUGUAAAAAUAGUUCGUAUAGAAAAGGCUCGAGAUAUUCCAUUGGGUGCUACAGUUCGUAAUGAAAUGGAUUCUGUCAUUAUUAGUCGGAUAGUUAAAGGGGGUGCUGCAGAAAAAAGUGGUCUGUUACAUGAAGGAGAUGAAGUUUUGGAAAUUAAUGGCAUUGAAAUUCGGGGAAAAGAUGUCAAUGAGGUUUUUGACUUGUUGUCUGAUAUGCAUGGUACUUUGACAUUUGUUCUGAUUCCCAGUCAACAGAUCAAGCCUCCUCCUGCCAAGGAAACAGUGAUCCACGUAAAGGCUCAUUUUGACUACGACCCAUCAGAUGACCCUUAUGUUCCAUGUCGAGAGUUAGGUCUGUCUUUUCAAAAAGGGGAUAUACUUCAUGUAAUCAGUCAAGAAGAUCCAAAUUGGUGGCAAGCCUACAGGGAAGGAGAUGAAGAUAAUCAGCCUCUAGCUGGUCUCGUUCCAGGGAAAAGCUUUCAGCAGCAAAGGGAAGCCAUGAAGCAAACCAUAGAAGAAGAUAAGGAACCAGAAAAAUCAGGAAAACUAUGGUGUGCAAAGAAGAAUAAAAAGAAGAGGAAAAAGGUUUUAUAUAAUGCCAAUAAAAAUGAUGAUUAUGACAAUGAAGAGAUCUUAACUUAUGAGGAAAUGUCACUUUAUCAUCAGCCAGCAAAUAGGAAAAGACCUAUCAUUUUGAUUGGUCCACAAAACUGUGGCCAGAAUGAAUUGCGUCAGAGGCUCAUGAACAAAGAGAAAGACCGCUUUGCAUCUGCAGUUCCCCAUACAACUCGGAAUCGGCGAGACCAUGAAGUAGCUGGUAGAGAUUACCACUUUGUUUCACGGCAGGCGUUUGAGGCAGACAUAGCAGCUGGAAAGUUCAUUGAGCAUGGUGAAUUUGAGAAAAAUUUGUAUGGAACCAGUAUAGAUUCUGUACGCCAAGUGAUCAACUCGGGCAAAAUAUGUCUUUUAAGUCUUCGUACACAGUCCUUGAAGACUCUACGGAACUCAGACUUGAAACCAUAUAUUAUAUUCAUUGCACCCCCUUCACAAGAAAGACUUCGGGCAUUAUUGGCCAAAGAGGGCAAGAAUCCAAAGCCUGAAGAGUUGAGAGAAAUCAUUGAGAAGACUAGAGAGAUGGAGCAGAACAAUGGCCACUACUUUGACACAGCAAUUGUGAACUCAGAUCUUGAUAAAGCCUAUCAGGAACUGCUUAGGUUGAUUAACAAACUUGAUACUGAACCUCAGUGGGUGCCAUCCACUUGGCUGAGGUGAAGGAAAACAUUCAUUCUGUAGCAGGACUGGACUUGACCUGGCAGACUGCCCAUAGGAAGAUAGCCCUGAUACUUGAGCACGUCUCUGAGAAGGUGGCAGGCAGUGUAAACUGUAGGCAUGUUCUUAGAUCUUGAAUUAGUGAAAAGAAAAUCCCCUUAAGCAAUUUGUUAACUGCUGUUAACAAAUUACUAAAUUUUCUUAAGUCAGAACAAAUAGAAAUAUCUUUAUUGUCUCUCUGUACCUGGCUUUAGAGGUUCUUGCCUCAGAUGGGGAUUUUAAAUGGAAGUUUUCAACAGAGCCGUUCUGGUUUAUACAUGGUAAAAGCCUUUUAAUUCUGUUUUCAUCUAACCAAAUCUUUUCUGCCUAGUCAUAUUUCCACAAAAACGUGUAUAUAUACACAAUGGUCCGUGUUUCACACUGCAGUAAAUAGAUGUUAUUUAACAGUUAAUUUAAAUGAUUUCAUGAGAAUAUGGGAGGGAGGGGGAACUGUGCCGUGCACUGGGCAAGACGACAGGAUUUGGUUAGAAGACUGGCUUAGUCAUCAGAACGACUUUACUUUCUUAAAAAAUGGAGCCACUUUGGUCUGGAGCUACUCUGUUAGCCUUGAAUUCAUUUAUAUGUCUUUUAAUUCUGAAAAACAUUCCAUUAGAAGCACCAAUUUUUUAGCUCAAACUUUGUGGAUCAGACUUCACUGCAGACUCUGAUCUAAAACAUAGACAACAUAUGCUGAUCUUUUUAAAGGUAUAAUGAGUCUUUGAAUUUUUAUCUUAAAUUGUCACAACUGAUUUGGUAACUUCCUUUUCCUGAUCUGCAUAGUACAAUAGAAUGUAUAAGUUAUAUUUUUAUGAAUGGCAGAUAUUCAUAUAAACUGUGUUGAUUAUUAAAAGUUUCUUCCUCAAGAUGCAGGUUUUUACAUACAUGAGAGGACAGAGCACAUUUGACGGUUUUUGCAUUUUAUAUAUGAACACAGUAUAAUUUGAUGACUGUUAUAUAUGUAGGUAAUAAACUGGAAUUCUGUGAUCAAUAUAGCUGCUGUACUGUAUACUAAUAUUUAAUAGAUUGACAAAUGGUCAUUAAUUACACUUGUUCAACAUUGGAAUAAAAUUAUAUGAGAGAAAUGACAUGACAGUUGACUUUGAGAUCACAAGGAAAAGAUGACCUGAAAGUCAUUUGAACAUUUUAGGAAAAGAACACUGCAGGGGAAAAGUUAAGCAUAUAGAAAUAGGUUUUUAUCCUAAAAAAAGUCUGCCUCUUAUGACCAGAAUGCAACAAGCUAAAUCAUAAAACAUUUAAGCUAAUGGGAUUUUCAUACUGUCUCUAUAGCUUGAAGCUUUAAAAGUCAACUUCUGUAAUUGGCAUGGAAAGUUAAUUUGUAGUCUCUUCCAGGUUUAGGGGAUGGUGUGGUGUGUGACAAACAACCUCAAAUGUGAAUGUCUUGAUUUUAUUUUUAUGAUGACUACAGCUACAACAAUUCUGUUUCCAAAGCUAAACACUGGAAUAAUAUUGAAUUGUCACUUAUUAACAUAAGCAACUGUUUUUAAUGAGUAGUUUGUCUUGGUGUCAUGUAUGUAUUUGAGUUUUUCUCUUUUGCAUAAUACUAUUUGAACAAAUGUAGACUGUUUAUAUGUAGCCUUUUUCUGUUCAACUUUGUGUGGCCUCAGAGUUGGCUGUAGAGUAUGUCUUAUGCAGAAAUAAUGUUCCUUAGAAGAAAGUAACAUUCCUGGGUUGAGGGAAGGAAUGCCAUACAUACUGUCUCUUCAGGUCUGAAACACUCCAGUUUAUGGCAGGAAAAUGCAAAGGUCACAGUGAUUUUCAGCAAUGAAAACAAAGGACUGUAUUAAAUCUUUUCACUUUCCCAAUUUACUUUCUCCUUAGGAAUGAAAGGUAGUCUGUGGAAUUUUGUGAGCUGCUUAGCAUAUCUGACAACUGUUUUCAACCCUAAGGCCUAAAAUGUUUGUAGUUUCAGUCAGGUUAGAAUUGAGAUUUUAGGUGGUGUCAGUAAGUGGCUACCAUGCUAGUCUCCUAGUUAGCCUGCAGACCACGGGCCACACAAGGGCCACGCGCUGUGGACUCGGGCAUGGCUUUAACAAGCAGAUUCAAGGACCCUGCCGAGGCACGUGCCAUGCCAUAGUGCACUCUUAGAAGUCUAAGGUGAUGAGGUAUUUUAGGGGUCAGUGAAAUCUUAUGUAAUUCUCUCCUUCCUCAUCAGCAGUGAUAGAGGAAAUGUUUAUGUCCCACACUUUCUUCAGUCCCAGUGAUAUGGAUGUGCUGGUACUCAUCCCAGCCCCUCCAAAGUGAAAACUGAGUUGUUGCUGACUUCUUUGAAAGAAAAUAGAAAAAACCUUGCUCCUUACCUAACUGUGCUGUAUACCACUCUGGCCAAUUCUAUUUCCUGGCCUGCUGUGCUUCUGAUUGGAGACCCCAGUGUCGGGGAGGUCUUAACCACUUAAUAGGAACCAUACCAAUAGCUAAUGAAAUGCACAUUAGUUCAAACAAGAAAAUAACCUUCCUUUACUAAAUUUUCUUAAGUCAGAACAAAUAGAAAGGAGAAUAGUUUUUAGAUUAAUCCAGAUUUGCUUUCUAUGAAAACCUAAUAUCUGGAUUUUUUUUUUCCUUUUCUCAUGGCCUAAGGAAUAAUUUGAAUGUAAUUUUGUGAAUGUGUGUGGAAAAUAUAAACCAGGGAUUUAGCCUUAAUAAAGGUAACUUUUUUGACACCUGUUAUUAAUCUUCCUUUCUACUUUACCUUGCCUUUAUCUGCACUCUGUUAUUUUGAGAUGUAAUACUGCACAACAUAAUGUAAAAAUAAAAAAGUAAAAUUAUGUUUCAAAUUUUAAAA
Messenger RNA from Bubalus bubalis (water buffalo), 5289 nucleotides. It is a transcript of the gene PALS1, whose product is annotated as protein associated with LIN7 1, MAGUK p55 family member. The record is from RefSeq and is a predicted model, not a curated record. Bases 426 to 2453 code for a protein of 675 amino acids. The transcript is spliced from 15 exons. Gene Ontology annotation, biological process: establishment or maintenance of polarity of embryonic epithelium; generation of neurons; protein localization to plasma membrane. Gene Ontology annotation, cellular component: plasma membrane; adherens junction. Gene Ontology annotation, molecular function: protein binding. NCBI's taxonomy places the organism in Eukaryota, Metazoa, Chordata, Mammalia, Artiodactyla, Bovidae.